Aphanomyces astaci is the source of this 806-nucleotide messenger RNA. RefSeq lists its product as hypothetical. NCBI's taxonomy places the organism in Eukaryota, Oomycota, Saprolegniomycetes, Saprolegniales, Verrucalvaceae. The transcript has a single exon. The record is from RefSeq and is a predicted model, not a curated record. The coding region runs from base 64 to 711 and encodes 215 amino acids.
UUGCACCAUCCUGAAUAGUGUGAGCAUGUGGUACGAAGAAAGUCGACCUGAUCAUUUCUCGACAUGCUUGCUCCGACAUCCGUCCUCGUCGUUGUGGUCGCCCUCUGUGGCGAGGCAUCUGGCCAAUCCACUCUAAAGCGAUGCGACUCUGGCAAGAUUGCAGUCACGUCUGUCCCGUUCAUGACCACACCUGCGGCGGAUGCUUGCGGCGCCGAAGCGUUGGGCGGCAAGUCCAUCCGCAGCAUCUUCGAGUCCAGCGUGACUCCCCCCGACACCAUUGCCAAGAUGGUGAAUACGCCUAGCUGUCAAACGUGGUGGUCCGAACUGUCGGCGCCGUUUGCUUUAUUCAAGCCAUGCAUGUACCUGGGUACAACGAUCCAGGACUUCUCCAAGCAGCCACUCCAAGCGUUCUUGGAAGCCAACAACAAGGAGAUCCAAAGCUUUGACCCGAAUCGACCGGCAGACACGAGUCCCGUUGAAACCGACGACGAAGGGGGUGGCGCUGCAUCGGUAGAAAGCACGACCGAAGUGCCACCGGAGACGUCGCUGGCUCCACCUUCUGUGAUAGAAACGUCGCCUGUGCCAGUUACCACUUCGACGCCACCCGCCACGCCUACAACUCAUCAAGUGACCUCUGCGAGUGCGUCCACCUUUGCCUUGACUACGUGGUUGUCGGUAGCAGCUGUCACCGCCGUUGCCUCGCUACUAUAACCCCUUGUUCGUUCGUGAUGGCCCUAGCGGCGUAGCCUUCCACACUACAAUGUCGGUGUCCCCAUUUAAUUCCACCGAGUUGUGUGGUUCUGAUG